Messenger RNA from Dentiscutata erythropus, 206 nucleotides. The record is from the annotation of a GenBank genome assembly. NCBI's taxonomy places the organism in Eukaryota, Fungi, Glomeromycota, Glomeromycetes, Diversisporales, Gigasporaceae.
UUACAAACCAGCAAGAAUUCGCUACUCAAACUGAUACUUUGCCUAAAAACAGCCAUCAAAAAAUUCUUACUGAAUCAUCUUUGGGUAAUAUUUCAGUAACUGAGCCUAAUCAAAUAAAUAAUACAAAUUCACAAGAACAAAAUGAAAUACUUAAUAAAUUUCUUCACGGCAAUUUUCAAAAUUGCACAAUUCAUUUGCAUUUUUAA